AUGCAGGCUGCCCAGCAGUCCUGGGAGCUCGAGAACGCGAUAACCGUCUUCGACCCGCAACGCGAUGCUCUCUACCAAUAUGACGAAGCCACACAGAAACAGCUCAAUGCCGAACGACCAUGGGCCUCUGACCCCUACUAUUUCAAGCACGUCCGGGUCUCCGCAACAGCACUAUUGAAGAUGGUGAUGCACGCCCGCUCCGGCGGCUCACUGGAAGUGAUGGGUCUAAUGCAAGGCUAUAUCCUACCAAACACCUUCGUGGUGACAGACGCAUUCCGGCUACCGGUCGAAGGCACCGAAACCCGGGUCAAUGCGCAAGACGAGGCGAACGAGUACAUGGUGUCAUAUCUGCAAUCGUGUCGGGAUGCAGGGCGGAUGGAAAAUGCUGUUGGGUGGUAUCACAGUCAUCCCGGAUAUGGAUGCUGGCUAUCGGGUAUUGAUGUGGCUACGCAGCAAACGCAGCAAAUGACGGGGCCGUUCGUUGCUGUUGUUAUUGACCCCGAACGUACCAUCUCCGCUGGUCGUGUUGAAAUCGGUGCUUUCAGGACUUUCCCUGAGAAUUUCACUCCGUCCAAGGAGGCUCAUGAGGAUGAUGAAUAUCAAACUAUCCCGCUUGGCAAGGCGGAGGACUUUGGCGCGCAUGCCAACUCAUACUAUUCGCUUGACGUUAGCCAUUUCAAGAGUACGCUCGAUGCGGAAAUAUUAACUCUCUUGUGGAACAAGUACUGGGUUGCAACUCUCAGUCAAAGUCCGCUGUUCACCUCACGCGAUUUCGGCAAUAAGCAGAUGCUGGAUCUCGGUCAGAAGGUGCGCAAAGCUGCGCGUGGAAUGGAGAGCACCGGACCUCGGACUACUGGCACUGCGACCAAGGACCAGCAAUUGGACAAGGUUGUUCGUGGUGGACAGCGCAUUGUCGCAGAAGAAGCCAAGGGUCUACUAGCGUCGGAAGUGAAGAUGAAACUCUUCCACAGCGUUGGAGGUAAGCCCUCUUCGACAGCCUGA
Messenger RNA from Penicillium antarcticum, 1002 nucleotides. RefSeq names its product Mov34/MPN/PAD-1 family protein. The record is from RefSeq and is a predicted model, not a curated record. NCBI's taxonomy places the organism in Eukaryota, Fungi, Ascomycota, Eurotiomycetes, Eurotiales, Aspergillaceae. The coding region runs from base 1 to 1002 and encodes 333 amino acids. Gene Ontology annotation, biological process: protein deneddylation. The transcript has 2 exons. Gene Ontology annotation, cellular component: cytoplasm; COP9 signalosome. Gene Ontology annotation, molecular function: protein binding; deNEDDylase activity; metallopeptidase activity.